UCGGCUGGGAGGCUACCUUUCCGGAUGUGCCCGGGCCCGCCAUUGUGCGCGCCGGUGCCCUCUGCGGGUGACGGCUCCGAUCGUCUGGCUGUCCCGAGCCUCUCUCUCUUCUGGGAGCCCGGCGGGUCUGUCCCGGACGCUGCGGGUGCCGGCGCGGGCGCCGGCGCCGGCCCCAACAUGUGGCUGUGGGAGGAGCAGGGGGGCCUACUGGCCUCCUUCUCCUUCCUGUUUGUUCUGCUGCUGAUCCUGACCCGCAGCCCCUUCAACUCCUGCCUCUUCACCAUCAGCUUCUACCUGCUGCUGCGCUUCUUCAGCUUCGAGCCGGUGCCCAGCCGCCGGGCCCUGCAGGUGCUCAGGCCCCGCGGCCGUAUCUCUGCCAUCGCCCACCGCGGUGGCGGCCACGAUGCCCCUGAGAACACGCUGGCCGCGAUUCGGGAGGCAGCUAAGAAUGGAGCAACAGGUGUGGAGCUGGACAUUGAAUUUACCGCAGAUAGUGUUCCUAUCCUAAUGCAUGAUGAGACAGUAGAUAGGACUACUGAUGGAACAGGACGUUUGAGUGACUUGACAUUUGCUGAUGUUAGGAAGCUUAAUCCAGCAGCAAACCACAGAUUGAAGAAUAAUUUCCCUGGUGAAAAAAUACCUACUCUGAAGGAAGCCAUUGUGGAAUGUCUAGAUCAUAACCUCACAAUCUACUUUGAUGUCAAGAGCCAUGCAACUAUGGCUGCUGAUGCUCUAAAACAUAUGUAUAUGGAAUUUCCUAAGUUAUACAACGUCAGUGUUGUCUGCUCUUUCAUGCCAGAAGUUAUCUAUAAGAUGAGGCAAGCAGACCGUAAUGUUGUGACAGCUCUAACCCAUAGACCUUGGAGCCUUAGCUAUUUUGGAGACGGGAAACGACGCUUUGAUUCUUUUUGGAAGCAUUUUUUAUAUAUGCUGCUGGAUAUUCUCCUAGAUUGGAGUUUGCAUAAUAUCUUGUGGUACCUUUGUGGAGUUUCAGCUUUCCUCAUGCAGAAGGAUUUUGUAUCUACGGCCUAUUUGAAGAGGUGGUCAGCUAAAGGGAUUCAUGUUAUUGCUUGGACUGUGAAUACCUAUGAAGAGAAAAAGUUCUAUGAAAGCCAUCUUCAGUCCAGCUAUAUAACUGACAGCAUGUUAGAAGACUGUAGCCCUCAUUUCUAGACCACUACCCUUUUGCAGGGACUCUGGUCUCAGAAACCUCUGCUAUCCUUAUUCAAGGAAAUGUAAAUACUCAGAUGUAGCCCUGAGUUCUUGAGGAUCAGGUGGUUCACAGAAGUAUUAGUCAGAAAUUGCAUUUUAACUUGAAUCAGAGCAGAAUGGUGUGGUUGGCACCAAAUUCCAUAGUGUGCUUGAGUUCAUCAUGGCUGAUUUUUGGGAAUUGGGUCUAUGAGGAGGUUUGCCACUGUUUGCUCCUAAUCCAGCUGAGUUAUAUACAGAGACUCAGUAGUGAUAAGCACAGAUUCAUGUAAUUUGUACAUCUUAAAAAAAAUUACUGCAAAUGUAUGCAAAAUGCAUGUUGAGUUAGACUGGACUUUUCUUACUUUUCACACUUAAUGUAUUCUUCCACUAUUUUUAUUUGGCCAUGUUGAACAAUGUAUUGUGGAAGUCAGAUUUGGGAACCAUACUAAUAAAAUUUUUUAAAUGGAUAUUAAGCAUACAAUGCCCCAAGUAAUAAAACAAUUUGAGAAAGAUAUGGGAUGUAAUGCAGUGGACAGAGUUUGCUUUUUUAUAUUAAUACAAAGCCCCAUCAAGUGUGUGAGGCAUACUAAUUAUUAAAUUGACAUUUAUAGCAAUUUAAACACAAAUCAUAGGAAAGUGUUGAAACUUGCUGGUAAGACUGUUUUAAAGCAGUUGAGAUAGAUACAUAUAACCAUACUACCUAGUCACAACAAAUGACAGUCUUUUAGACCCUCAUGAAUUUCUACCACAUAACUUCCAUUGCUACUUGAAGUAAAUUAAAUUAUAUAAUACCUCUAUAUUAGUUUAAGAGUAAACUUCUUGGGAAUUCUUCAUAAAUGGCCUCUCUUAGCCCUCCUACUGAAUCUCUUUACCAAAAAAGAAACGAACCAUUCUUUUUAGUGAAAGCCAGUCAGUCCCAACUGACCUACUGCCAAUUGCAUUGCUUCUGACUCAUUCCAGAUUUCUCUUUAACUUCAUUCUAUUUAUCUGCUAGCCCCAGCUCUUAAUACUAUCUGUAGCACUUAAGUUGAGAACACUUUUGAAGAUCAUAGGCCUAUAGAAAAAAUAUUUGAAAUACACUUCAGUAUAUCAGGGAUUUAUCAACUCCUCUUGCUUUCACAUUUGUGCUGCCUCCAGCUCCAAUCUCACUCAUUCUAAUCCAACUGCUUUUACUAUUUGUUCUCUUUAUUCCUAUUUCUACUUCCUGUAAACACAUCCAGUACUGUAAGGGCAGAAUACAAGGGUGGUGGGUCAACUGUCAUCAAUGGUAAAAGUAAUAUAAAAAAAAUUUGCUGAUUGUUUUCAUUUUUAUUUGUUGCCUUUCCAUUUUCAUCCUUUUUGCUGCUGUGAUAGAAAUUAAAGUUCCCUAUGGAUGAUGA
Messenger RNA from Phascolarctos cinereus (koala), 2570 nucleotides. It is a transcript of the gene GDE1, whose product is annotated as glycerophosphodiester phosphodiesterase 1. The record is from RefSeq and is a predicted model, not a curated record. Lineage: Eukaryota; Metazoa; Chordata; Mammalia; Diprotodontia; Phascolarctidae. Gene Ontology annotation, cellular component: plasma membrane. Gene Ontology annotation, molecular function: glycerophosphodiester phosphodiesterase activity. Gene Ontology annotation, biological process: N-acylethanolamine metabolic process; ethanolamine metabolic process; phospholipid metabolic process.